AUGGCGCCGAAGUGGCCACAGGUAAACAAUGGCCCGGAACAUAUCAACGAGCACGCCACGUACCUUCGAGAAGCAUGCCAUCAAUUGCAGGCCGUCGACAAAGGCAGACAGAACCAAAUACCAUGGAAUAUUGUGCAGAAGUACCUCGAAUCCACUAUUGCGCUCGCGGGCAAGGUGCUCCAGCAGCCUGCCUUGAGCGAGAUCCUCCACCACGCCCAAGAUGCUGCGAAAUGUACACAGAUCAUCCAGAAAGAUGUCUCGAUCAUCAAAAACUCCGUUGGUUUCGGCACCGCUCCACUUAACACAACCAACUUCAGUGGAGGCAGAGCAGCCACAACCUGGGCACAGGUGGCCGUCAAAGGCCCCAUGCCACCUCCGCCGGUCCCCAGCAGCACGCAUACCAUCAAGACCCAACCCAUUGUCACGGCAUACAAAGACCGAGCGAUAACAGUCAGACUCAAAGACCAUGGAAUCGCCCAACGCUUCCGGGCGCUCUCCGCGGUCAAGAUAAGACAGCAAGUAGAGACAUCCAUCCGAAACCACACGGCCACCAAGUCGGUGGCGGUGGUGGCCGCCCACCAGCUUAAGAGCGGCGACAUACAGGUCUUUACCUCCUCUACAGCAGGGGCAGCGAAGCUCAAAGAGAACAGACAAUGGGUCAGCAGUCUUGGAGAACACGCAGAAGUCAUCGUGCCAACCUAUGGAGUGAUCGCCCACGGCAUCUCAACAAGCACCAUCAACGUCAAGGACCAGAAAGCAACCAUCCAGCAAAUACUUGCAGACAACUAUACAGUCAUCCCCAAGGCAGACAUUUCAUUUGUGGGAUGGCUCACCCGGGAAUCUCCCAACAAACGCGCAUCCUCAAUCGUGGUGGAAUUCACAGACCCAGAAAUGGCCAACGCCAUCAUCUAUGCAGGGAUGGUGUGGGACGGACAGAUACACACAUGUCAACUAUAUGACCGCGCCUGCAGAGUCAAGCAAUGCUUCCGUUGCUAUAAUUACGGUCACAUCAGCACUCAAUGCGACGCAGCCCAAGCAUGCGGCUAUUGCGCCGAGCUACACGAGACCAAGACCUGCCCACAGAAGGGAGCGGCAAGCUUCACUCCCCGAUGCACGGUUUGCAAGGGCGCCCACACAGCAUGGAGCAAUUCCUGCCCAGCAAGAAAGAAAGAGAUGGGAAGAAUCGAGCAAGCCAAGCAGGUCCGGAACACCUACUGGCCAAUGGUCCCCAAAGCCAAACCCCUGGACAAAUCCCCGGAGAACAACAACCCACGGAAAAGAGCUCGUCAAGCACGCGAGCCCACCCCCGACAAAAUUAUCACAAUAGAGAGCCCCCGCGAAGAAUAUCCGGACCACGAGGCCAUCACGCAAGAACCUGCACAGGCGCCAGGGAGAAGUUCUCUCCAAGAACUACAGACGCCCCAGGACACCACGCCCGUGCAGGCGCUUAACCAUAUGGCUUAUUGGGCCCUGUGGCUGCGAAGUCACUGGAUUCUUCCAUGGGUGCACAGGUCUUCAAUUGUAUAA
Molecule: messenger RNA, 1527 nt
Organism: Coccidioides immitis RS
Lineage: Eukaryota; Fungi; Ascomycota; Eurotiomycetes; Onygenales; Onygenaceae
Exons: 1
Coding region: 1-1527 (508 amino acids)
Source: RefSeq, a predicted model, not a curated record